AUGUGGGCGGACAGUGUCACUUUUGUCCUUCCAAAAGCCUGUCCCCAGCUCUGUCUCUACAUUAGUCUCGGACUUAGUCUCUGCUUCAGUCUCCGUUUCCGUCUCUACCUCAGUCUCUGCUUCAGUCUCUGCUUCAGUCUCUGCCUCAGUCUCUGCUUCAGUCUCUGCCUCAGUCUCUUCCUCAGUCUCUGCUUCAGUCUCUCCUUCAGUCCCAGCGGUCACUGCCUCUUCAGAGUGGAGCUUACUGGUAGCAGUGCGUUCGACUACAUCCAUCCUGGAGACCAUGUGGAGAUGGCGGACCAGCUGGGGAUGAAGCUUCCUCCCGGACGAGGUCUUUCUCUCCAGAGCAGCGUGAACGAAGAUGCCAACUCCUCUGCCUCCUCUUCCUCACACGCAGACUCUCCAGAACCAGUGGAGUCCUCAAGUCCCAGUCUUUUGGCUCCUGACAACAUUCUGGAGAAAUCCUUCUUCAUUCGUAUGAAAUCCACCCUGACCAAGAGAGGAGUCCACAUCAAGAGCUCCGGAUACAAGGUGAUCCAUGUGACGGGCCGCCUCCGGAUCCGCAUGGCGCUGACCCACUCUCGCUCGGUGCCCAGUCAGGUCCUGGGGAUGGUGGUGGUGGCACACGCCCUUCCUCCACCAACCAUCAACGAGGUUCGCAUCGACUGCCAGAUGUUUGUGUCCCGCGUAAACAUGGACCUGAAGAUUGUUUACUGCGAGAACAGGAUCAGUGACUACAUGGAUCUGGCUCCUGUCGACGUUGUUGGUAAAAGAUGUUACCAGUUUAUUCAUGCAGAGGACGUGGAGGGGAUCAGACAGUGUCACCUGGACUUGCUGAACAAAGGGCAGUGUGUGACGAAUUAUUACCGCUGGAUCCAGAAGAACGGAGGAUACAUCUGGAUCCAGUCCAGCGCCACCAUCGCCAUCAACGCCAAGAACAACAACGACAAGAAUGUUAUCUGGGUUAACUACGUCCUCAGUAACACAGAGUACAAGGACACUCUCAUGGACCUGGCUCAGCUGCCCUCACUGCCAGAAAAGACCCCAGAGACCGAGGAGUCCGAGGAGUCCGAGGCCGAGUACAAGGAGGCGUCAGACAACGAGAAGUCGGAGGGAAAAGCCAUCCACCGCUCAGAGCACACCGAAGAUCUGGAGGCGAAACGUCAAGUCCACUGCGGCGCCGAGCCUGAGCCGAAGCAAGCGGAGGAGGAGGCGGCGGCGGCGGCAGAGGAGGAGGAGGAGGAAGAGAACCACUCUAGCAACGUGGACAGCCAGGAGAGCGACGAGAGCGAGAACGAGGAGGCGCAGGAGGAGGAGGCGGGCGAGAACACAGAGCGCCUCACCAGGAUAUCGGGUCUCAGUGCUCUGGGUGGGAUUGCGGCCCUCGGAACACUGGGCGGGCUGCACAUCAAAGUGGAGCGAUACGGCGAUGGCGAGGAGGUGCAGACGAGACUGAGAGAGUCGUCCACGUCUGAGGAGGAGCGUGAGGACGAGGAGCGCGACGGGAAGCUGCGGAACAGACGCAAACGCAGAAGAUCGCAGCCACAGUGGGAGCGUGGCCGAAGGAUGCGUCUGUCUGCAGAGUCGCCAAGCCCCGUGCCUCUGGGAGAGAACGCCACGCUGGCCGAGAGUCUGGCUAACUCUCCCACCAGCUCCACUGUGGCGGCGGUGGCGUCCUCUGUGCUAAAGAUCAAGACAGAGAUGGCAGAACCCAUCAACUUCGACAACGACAGCAGUAUCUGGAACUACCCGCCGAACCGCGAGAUCUCCAGGAACGAACUUCCCUACAGUAUGACGUCCAAACCCAGCGACAGUCCCGAUGAAGCCUUCCCAUCGCCACAGGGUCAGAACAUUCCUGAUUCUGUUCUGACUCCGCCCAGCAACGAUGGAGGGGGCGGAGCCACAGGGGGCGGAGCCAGCGCACGCAGGUCGUUUUCCUCCGCAGAUCCGCUGUCCCCUCCUCUGUCUGCAUCACCGCGGGACAAGACAACGCCCACAACGGCCUCCACAAGCCCCGCCCACUCUGCCUCGGGCCCCGCCUCAUCUGGCCCCGCCCCCUCAGUGCUCUACUCCGGAGACCUGGAGACGUUGCAGAGACUUCAGGGGAACGUGGUGUUGCCGCUGGUGCACCGGGUCAGUGCCAGUCUGACGCCUACGAGCACGAGCGCACAGAGAGUCUACACCACCGGGACCAUCAGAUACGCCCCGGCAGACAUGACUCUGGCGAUGGCGCAGGGGAACCUUUUGCCGAACGCUGCGGUGAACUUUGUAGAUGGCGGCGGCUUCGGUCUGGACCCAAAGACACCGAUGGAGAUGUUGUACCACCACGUGCACCGUCUGUCUGCGGCAGGAGGAACCUUCAGCAGUGGCACCGCGGGGGGAGGGCAGGUCACCACCGGAGACAGCCUCUUCUCCACACUGCCCUUCCCCCUCUACACCAACGGCAUCACACAAGGCACGGAGCGCAAGGACGACUGA
This is a messenger RNA of Knipowitschia caucasica, 2478 nucleotides long. NCBI's taxonomy places the organism in Eukaryota, Metazoa, Chordata, Actinopteri, Gobiiformes, Gobiidae. The record is from the annotation of a GenBank genome assembly.